CGUUAGUGCGGGUCAACGGUCGAGUUAUAAUCGUAGAAAACGUUCAGGCCUUUUCGUCCUUGUUACACGUCCAACCUGCCUUCAGCGACAAUGUGCUAGGGCCAGGGUGUGGCGUACUCUGUGUGUCCGACCUGACAGAGAGUGGCCGAUACGUUAAUCUCUAUCACGUCAACAUAGUUUUAACCUCACGUUUGUCAACAUUGUCCCCCUCGAACUCCUAGUGACGGGUCGGUUGUGCGUGUUGUGUGGUCAGUUUCUAUGCUAAACAAUGCUAUGUAAACCAACAUUUGGCAACUUUUGUAUAGUGUCAUUACUACAUUGUAUUUGGUCCUAUGAGAACACUAUGGGCAUACAUGCAUCCUUCUUCGCCCUUCUUGCGACAUUUGCUGCAAUAACAGGCGUCGAUUGUCAGUAUGGCAGCGCUGCACUUAACGCGGCGGCCGGAGCGGCCUUGCAUACUGCUGGUGCAGCCACUGGCAUUGUCAGUAAAGGGUUAAGCACAGUUAUCAUCGUCGUGAUCGUCAUCGCCGUCCUCAUCGUUCUGGCUGUCAUCGGCUGCAUCAUCUGCUGUGUAGUCAGUUGCUCCAAGGGAAAGAGGUCGGGAAGGGUUAUCGCACCUGUGAACACCCAACCACAAGUGACAGUCGCGACAACCACUGUCCCUCCAGGAAACACUGGAAUGGCACCGGUUCCACAUCACACACACUAACAGUUACAACAGCAUACACGGGACACAGUGGCGGUGUCAGUCCUCGCCUACAGCAGUAAACUGACUGUAUCUAGUAUUGACGUCAUUGAUAAGGAAUAGGGGACACGGAACACCAACGUCAAAGACGCCACAAUUCGCAAUCCACAGAGUUGCGGUCCUUAGAUAUGUGCCAGAAUUCUAAAUCUCAGAUUCGCCCUGAGGUAAUUCUUGGUUUGCCAGCACAAUACCCGUGCCCGUGGGUUUCUCCAAAGUGGUAAACGGCUAAGACCUUGGAUAAAUUCGAGCUUUCUCACCCCUUUGAGCUGGCACGCCUCGAUAUAACUGAAAUAUUGUUCAAAGCGUUUAAACCAAAACUUACUCAAUCUUUUCAACUGAGAUAAUCUGAUUUUAUUUUUUUAAACUAAGAUAACAAUGGAUUACAGGACCUUAAAUUAUGAGAGUCAGUUCAAUGAUAUGACGUCGUGUUUAUAAGGACCGCUUCGUAAGGCACCAAGACUGAACAUGGCGUGGAUAAGCCAAAUCAUCGUAACACAAUAUUUAUAAGUUUGAGUGAAAAUAACCUUCCAAUAGGUGAUUGUUAACAUAUUAUUCUGUGAUUUAAUAAGUUGUUAUUUUAUCUUGUGAAUAAACA
Messenger RNA from Haliotis rufescens (red abalone), 1340 nucleotides. RefSeq lists its product as uncharacterized. The record is from RefSeq and is a predicted model, not a curated record. The transcript has 4 exons. The coding region runs from base 269 to 709 and encodes 146 amino acids. Lineage: Eukaryota; Metazoa; Mollusca; Gastropoda; Lepetellida; Haliotidae.